CUAUUGCAAAUGUCAAACCUGGGGCUGCGAUAUGCUGUGCAGCGCUAAUCACGGUAGAACCAUUACUGAUAUCACUAAUGUGGGCUGUAAUCGACCGAUGACGAAGGAAGAAUGUAACAGGCAACGGCAGAAAUUAAUCAAUACUCGCGUAAGUGAAAACGAACGGAAAACUCCAAUACACAUCGAUUGAAAAUCAGAAUCGACACCCGGGCAAGUUUUUCGUGCAACACUAAACGUUAAAUAGUGAACGUGAUGUGAAAAGUUAAGAAUUUGUGACGAAACAGAUAGUGUGGAAUAAUAUUGCCAGUUCGAUUACCUGGCAGAUUCCUGAACCCGUGUUAUUCUGUACAACGUAUUAUAUUUGUGUAAGGAAAGUUUACUCAUAAGAAUACAUAACUAACAAUUGUGUACGGGUUAUAAUCACUAUCGGAUAUUGUUGGAUUUCAUUAAACUCAAUAAACGUUCCAUAAGAAAAACGCUCAACAUGCCUAUAGUGAACAUUCUAAAACGAGCCUCCAGUUACAUCUUGGGCAGUGACGAGGAUGGCGAAGAAAGCAACGAAUUGGUGUACGAAGAUAACGAAGUUUUGUUCUGCAAGAACAACAUUUGCGUCCACCCUCCGGCCAUUGUUCGCCAGGAGUCCGAUAUUCUACACUAUCCUGGCUAUCUGACCGUAACUACGAAAACCUUCAUCGACCAGUAUAACAAUGCCAAAAGACCAACACUGUUCCUGACAUGGAUACCCAACUCGACUCUACGAAAAUGUCCUUCGACGGUAGAAAAUGUAACGUUCUUUCGAACCAGCAACUUGAGCGAGAGCAGAUUGAGAGCUCAUCAGCAGGAAGAGCACAAGCUGCAGCAUGACCCGACACAGAAAGAUGCCACUAAUCAGACGCAGGCCUCGAAAACUGAUAUUGGCAAUCCGAAAGUAGAGAAAAAUGGAGAAAAUCCCUUCACAGCCGCUCUGCGGAUUGCUAAUACGAACCCAUUUCUGGAACCAUACAAUGAGACUAUUGCUCAAAAUUCUACCGACGUAAAGUCCAUGAACUGUUCCGACUACUCCGAAACGAUCAGUAUAAGUUCUAGUUCAGAUAAGGCAAGCCUGUGUAACAGUAACGAAUACAGCCGCGAGGAUGUUCACGAUGACGAAGAAGAUGAAGGAAUUAUGACAUCGGAUACUCACAUGUCCACCAGUGUAGUGGAAGAAACGGCCGAGGAGCAGGAAUUGAAAACCGAGCUUCAACCAUUACUUGAGUCUGAGGAAUCUAAAACGAACAGCGGUAUCAAGACGUUAUCAACACAGACCUCGCUAACGUCGGUAAAUAUCACGAUCGCGAGUCCGCAUAUUCAAAACUUGGACAUCUCGCCACCGGAAGCGGCAUUGUCACAGAAUGAACGCUUUAUGCGAUCGCUAUCGAUUUCGUCCAACGACGAGAACAAUCCGAACUGGAUGUCACCAGAAUUGCUCGCAUACAAGCACAAUCUGGCCUUUCCGGAGAGUGCUUCUGCUUCGCCGAUCGUAAACCGAAAGAUUCCACUGAAAUGCCGAAGAUUCUCGGUGGAUUUAAGCCAAAUGCGAGCCCUCCGAUUAUUUUUCAACGAUGAAAACUGUACGUCCGGUCAGCUGGUGAUUGCUUCACGAGAAUCUCAGUACAAGAUUCUUCAUUUUCAUCACGGUGGGCUGGAUCACCUUGCACAAGUGCUGCACCAGUGGCAUUGUCUAUUGCACAACAUCAAAUUAGCACCAGGACAAGACGAGCCGAAUUUACCCUAUCGACAGUUCAUGGUGUGUCGUCCGGAGGUUCGAAAAGCUGAACUACAUCCGGAAGAAGGCAAAGUGAACAGGAUAACCACUGACUACUUCUAUGGAACGCUGCUGAACGAAAAGGGACAAAUCGAAGAUGAUCUACAACUUCGCAAGUGUGUGUUUUUCGGAGGAUUGGAGAAAAGCCUACGCAAAACAGUGUGGCCUUUCUUGCUUCAUUGUUAUAGCACUAAUUCUACCUUCGAAGAUCGUGCUGCUUUAGCGGAAAUCCGACGCCAGGAAUACGAGGAAAUCACCAGACGACGGCUGUAUUCAAUGUCACCAGAAGCACAGGCGCAGUUCUGGCGCACGGUUCAAUGCGUCAUAGAGAAGGACGUUGUUCGUACGGAUCGCGGUAAUCCGUUCUUUGCUGGAGAGGACAAUCCGAACAUUGAUACCAUGAAAAACAUACUGCUUAAUUAUGCUUUCUACAAUCCGGGCAUGUCAUACACACAGGGAAUGAGUGAUCUACUGGCUCCGGUGUUGUGUGAAAUCAAAAGCGAGUCUGAAACAUUCUGGUGCUUCGUUGGACUAAUGCAGCGAGCGAUUUUUGUCUGCACACCUACUGACAACGAUAUCGAUCGUAAUUUGUGUUAUCUGCGGGAAUUGAUACGACUGAUGGUUCCUAGCUUCUACAAACAUCUUCAGAAGCAUACCGAUGCGAUGGAAAUGCUAUUCUGCCAUCGCUGGAUUCUACUCUGCUUCAAACGAGAAUUUACGGAGGCCGUGGGGAUACGCAUGUGGGAGGCAUGCUGGUCAAACUAUUUGACUGAUUAUUUCCACCUGUUUCUUUGCCUAGCUAUUAUUGCCGUUUAUGCCGAUGACGUUAUUGCUCAAGAUCUUCGCACCGAUGAAAUGCUUCUGCACUUUAGUUCGCUUGCGAUGUAUAUGGAUGGACAGCUUAUUCUGCGUAAAGCACGUGGUCUGCUGCAUCAGUUUCGUCUUUUUCCGAAAAUACCCUGCACUCUUUCCGGGCUAUGCAAGCGAUGCGGUCCCGGUAUGUGGGACUCGGGCCAUCAUCCUUCGAUCGAGUGUAUUGGUCACCUAGACCAUGAAACUUGUGCACUUGCAGUAGAUUAGGAACAGUCCUGCUUGCUUCUAUAACACCAUUCCAGAAUAAUGAUAAUCUGAACAGUUAUUGCCCUAAAGCAAAUAUGAGAUUUAACGUUUAUAAAUAACUUACUUAAAUAUAACUUACAUUGUAGUUAGGAAAAUCUGUUGCAAAAUCUUCCUCUUAUUUUCAUUCACUAGGCUUGUUGGUUAGUUGCAAAAGCAAAAGAUUUUAAUUAUUUUACAGAUGCUCGAAUAAGAUUUUAAGGUUACGAAUAUUAAGUUUCUAUAAAACUUAUUCACCCAGUUGUGACAAGAGAAAAUUAACCAUUAAUUCUGAUAAAGCAGUUUAACACUAAAAUACAAUCAAUAAAAUACAGGCACACAUUAAACGAACAAUAAUAAAACAAUGUAACGCACUUUUAACUCGAAAUAGUUCUUUUCAGUUCCGUUGCUUUUCAAUUGAAAAAAAUAUUAAUCUAAACAGAACCUAGCUUAACUCAAGCCUCGAACACGCAAUAUCUUGCAAUCCCCUCUACUAGAAAAAAAAUGCUCUUGAAUGAAAAAAUUAAAGGUAAAAAAUUAGUAAAUAAAAGCCAUACUUACACCGUAAAUAGCUCAUCAAUGAUGGGCUCUGAUAAUUGAUUGUUGAUGUUAUGAACUGCUUAUAUAAAUUUUAUAACAACAGCUCUAAGCGCGGUCCUGGUAAUAACAAUCUUUCAGACUAUGUUUCUUAUAGAGAACGGUUAAAGGAAUGUUUUACAUUCUUCUUUGAUUUGAGGUACAGAAGUAAAAAAGUUUUCUACAUGACUGAAACCUGCUCUUUAAAACAGACAAAUGUAAUUUCAAUAAAAAUUAAUUUCCAACGCUGCAUUUAUAUCCGGAAUAACUUCUGCAUGUUUGGAAUAUUCUUGUUUCUAAAAAUUCUUUUUCAACAACAAGUUAUAUUAUUUAUUUGACAACAAAAAUGCUACCAACGUAAUUACAAAAAGAGGAACUAAUUUUUAAGACAACAGUUAUGAAAACCAGUGUAGUAGUAAUCAAAUGUAAAGUACUAGUAACCGUUGUAUAUCUAACUCAGUAUGGAAUUUGAAAAAAUGUGAUUAAAUGGUAUAUUUUGUUUUGAGGUGAAAACAUACAUAAAAGAUAGGAAACCAAAGCUAUAGCACUGAAUAUAUUGUAUAAAACCUGCUUCGAAUAAAAGUCCGCCACAGACGAAAAA
Molecule: messenger RNA, 4076 nt
Organism: Wyeomyia smithii (pitcher-plant mosquito)
Lineage: Eukaryota; Metazoa; Arthropoda; Insecta; Diptera; Culicidae
Gene: TBC1D16
Product: TBC1 domain family member 16
Exons: 8
Coding region: 485-2884 (799 amino acids)
Biological process (GO): activation of GTPase activity
Cellular component (GO): early endosome
Molecular function (GO): GTPase activator activity
Source: RefSeq, a predicted model, not a curated record